AUAAGCCGGAGAUCUGGGUCGUAAACCAUUCUGGUUAUACCAUUUAACAGAAUUCUACAUGCAUCUAAAAGUUUUAUGUGUACAUCUGAAAUAUGAUUAAUGUCAGGUAUAACCUCACAUUGUUGUCGGAUGUUUUGUUGUUGUAACGGUGUUUUACUGGCAGUGUAGCAGCCAGUGGGUCUUCAGGAAAAAGCGCCAACUUCUGCUGCACCACACACCCAUGCGUCUAAAGUGGCAUAUACUCUGUAAAUGACACGAAUAAUGGAUAAUCUGUGAAUAUACUAAACUUUCAUCUGUAAUGGCUCUCGCAGUGAGGUGCGCUGUUGCAUCUCAGUAGUAAAAACAUCACCACAGGGUACAGAACAAAAGAUGCCGGGACUGCAGGGUGAAAAUGUUGUGGCUGCGCUUGGGAGCCCCAUCAAGAGGAGCAAACUGUCUCUGAAGUUCUUCCAGAAGAAGGAAGCUAAACGGGCUCUGGAUUUCUCUGAACCAAAAAUAGGUGAACCGAAAACAGCAGAACCAGUGGAGCCUGAGGCAAGCGGCUGUGAUCAGGUGGUCCCUGGUCCUUCUCCAUGUCCAGCCUCACCUGGUUUUCUCUUGCCAUGUGAGAAGAGAGAGAACUUGGUGCCAUUUGUGGGGCUUAACAACCUGGGUAAUACCUGCUAUUUGAACAGCAUCUUACAGGUUCUGUUUUAUUGCCCGGGGCUCAGAGAAGGCAUAAAGAAACUGUACAGCCUGUCUAAAUGCAAAGACAAACCAAAGGAAGAGAGGGGUAAAAGUGAAGAGGAGCCACAUUCUCAGCAGUCAGAAGGUGUAGCCGAGUCCCUGCCAGCUCAUAUUGAGCUCCUGUGUAGCUUCAACAGCCUGAUAACAUCAGUGGAGCAGCUGCAGUCCAGCUUCCUGCUCAACCCCGACAGCUUCAGUGAAGGAGAGCUCGCUACACCGCCUCGGAAAAUAUUGCAUGCACUCAGGCAACUGAACCCCAUGUACGAAGGAUAUCUUCAGCAUGAUGCCCAGGAGGUGCUCCAGUGCAUCCUGGGAUAUGUCCAAGAAGCUUGUGACACCAUCAGGAAGGAAGAGGAGUUGGACAGGGACAAGGAUGAUGAGGAUGUGACAAAGGUUAAAAUAGAGAACAGUGACCAUUUGGGUCCCAGCAGUUGUGUAACAGAAUCCCAAGCUCCCCCAGAAGAGGACGGCCAAGUCACUGGGAAGAGAAAAAGUGACACAGAGGUGGGAAACGCCAAGAAGAAACCAAAAUCUGUCAAGUUGAGGAAAUCUCAUGUAGAGGAAGACAACACUGGUAGAAAUAAACCCUUUACUCGCUCCAAAAGGAAGUCCUCCAGUGACAUCAUGAUGGAUAGCACCCUAGACAAUGACACAGAGGAGGGGGGGAUGAAAAAACUUACUGGGGAAGAUGGAGGGAGUGACAGUGAUGGGAAAAGUGAAAAGGCAUCCAAAAAGGCAAAUGGAAAAAGAAAGAAGCAAGAUAAGCUGAGCUGGCUGAAGCCUUCUGUGAAACAGCCAAGUAUUUUCUCCAAGUUCCGCAGUGUGGGGAAGAUCAGCUCCACAACUAUGAAGAACCAAAACAAACCAGAGCAGGAUGACAGACAGAGUGAUGAUGAAAGCCAGAGUGAGAAGACCAGGGAGGGGCUGUCACCACAAGACACAGCUGAGGACCAGAAGGCAGUGAAACAUCAAGAGGGCCUAGACCUGAUGAAGCGCUUGUUCCAGGGCCAGCUGGUUCUGAGGACCCGUUGUCUGGAGUGUGAGAGCUUCACAGAAAGGAGAGAGGACUUCCAGGACAUCAGUGUUCCUGUGCUAGAUGACCAGCCCAGCAGCCUAGACGACCUCUCAGAGGUCUCACCAGAUCCUAAACCAGAGCUGAAAACUCUGAAAUGGGCCAUUGCCCAGUUUGCUUCAGUGGAGCGCAUUGUUGGUGAGGACAAGUACUUCUGCGAGACAUGCCAUCACUACACAGAGGCUGAGAGGAGUCUGCUGUUUGACAAAACUCCCGAAGUGAUCACCAUUCACCUGAAGCGCUUCUCUGCCAACAGUUUAGAAUUGGAUCCAUAUGCAGGUCUGUCCAAGGUGAACACUCCCUUACAGACCCCCCUGACCUUGUCUCUGGAGGAGUGGUGCACCCAACCUUCGUGCACUAAAGGUCAACACUAUCAGCUGUUUGCUGUGGUCAUGCAUAGCGGAGUCACCAUCAGCAGCGGCCACUACACUGCCUACAUCCGGAUGUCAGACCUCAAAGAUGUGAAACUCUGGCCGCAGGACAGAAAAACAGAAGAGGGUGAGGAGCAGAAGAGUGAAGAGGGAACACAGGUGAAAGAUGAAGUGCUGGACUACAAUGAUGGAGAAGUGUCUUUUAGCCUUAAUGCAAAGGGACAGAGAGGAGCAAGGUUAGGGGGUAAGAAGGUAUCUGAGGGUGGGGUUGGACUUUUGGGGGGGCAGAGGAGUUUGUCUAGUCACGAGUUUGGGAACAGCAGCAGUGGAGCAACAGAAGGAUCUAAACACAGAAAGACCAUCAGUAGCCUGGGCCAAAAUACUGAAGCAGGACUUAAAAAGGAGCUUGAGGCAGGAGAGGAGGCUUCACUGUCUUCCUGUGUUGAGGUGGAGGCCACAGCGCAGCAGUGUUUGAACAGCCUCCUGGAAUAUGAGGACAAAUGGCUGCUAUUUGAUGACUCAGAGGUACGUUUGUUUGAGGAAGAGCAGUUUCUGCGAGCCUGCUCUCCUGAGACGUACUCCUCAUCGACACCUUACCUACUAUUCUACAGAAGAAUGCCAGAGCCUGGGUGCUAACACUGGGAUGGCAUGGCAUGACGAGGUUGUGGGAGUCAGGAUUUUUGUCAACUGAGAACUCUGCUAAAGAAGUUGUUUUUGUAAUACUACAGACUGUGCCAAAAACACUGUGGCUGCUGCCACAGCAGCUGAAGUGACCCUUGAGGCCAGAAGCUCUGCAGCAGUCAGGUGUCACUUCAGGGUCCAGGCUGUUCACAGCUUCUUGUGCACUCACAUCAAAGUUAGACUUUAGACUUACUCCAACACACAGGGGCUUUAUUUUCUAUUGUCCGGGAAUGACUAAACCUUUUUUCUUCCCCAGUCUUGCUUCUGUAAGCUGAACACAGAGGGCUAUCUGUAUUUUUACGGGCUUGGACACUGGCUUUGAGACUUUUUUCUGUUAUUUGUGAUGCUUUUUUAAAUUCUUUUUUUGCAAAUUGGAAAAGCACUUUUUAACUAAACUGUAAUUGAGUGAAAAUGCAAAAAUGUUCUUUUCUUCAUUUGAAGGAGACUGUCGGUGCUGCAUUUGGAAUAGAGGACUCAACUGUUACCUUUACAAGAAAUGCAGAAUAAUGGAGUUAGAAAACAUGCUAUCACUAGGCUAUGAGAAAAACCAUACCCAGCUCCUGUACCAGAGGUUUUUCUUCUGCACUGAUCUGUUAAGUUAAAAACACAGACACUUUUUCUCUCUCCAACCUUAACUCGGUGCCAUCAGCUGGUGAAAUCUAGUGUUGAACUGAUUUCCAAGCCACAGUAUCAGUAUGGAAGGGUAUUGCAUUCACCAAAGAACAACACCGGAGGACCUUUUCUCAUUAUUAUGAAAUCCUAAUCUAUUUAUGAGAUAAUGCAGGGGUUGGAACACUACAGAACUUAACCUGAAAAUCAUGAGGUUUUAACAAAUUCUUCUGUAUCAAAGCAAUUCACUGAUAGUUGUCAGUACAUCCAGUCGCGUAUAGCAAAUUGAGCUGUUAAUAGCUAAUUGGCAUACUUCAUGUUCCAAAAUGUAAACAAAUAUAUGUUAAAACAGCUCUCAAAAUUGCUGUACUGAGCAAGAGUAGGAAAACUUCAGAACAUGCUUAAGCACCAUUGAUAUUUAUCCAAAAGCAUAUAGCAAAAUGAACUGAUCACAGCUAAUCUGGCAUGCGUUCCAAAAUGUAAACAAAUAAAGCCUAGGCUAAAAGCAGUGCCCACAGUGUAACAUACUGUAUCAAUGGCAGCAGCAUGUUGCCUAUACUUCUGUUUGAACAGGUAAUACUUUCACAAGAAACAGCAAGUAUAAUGUUGCCUCAGGCCUGAGUUACUGUGGGCUGCAGCCCAGGUGCUGUUUUUAGUCAAGCUCAAACAUGCUGGUUAAACUAGGCUACAACCAUGUCUCAGAAGAAAAAGCCUAUUAAGAGCAUUAUUUCAAUAGAAGCCUACAAAUGUUCGGCAAAAUCCUUAGUAGAAUAUAGUCUUACUGUUAAUUUAUUUUUGGUAUGUGCUAUUGUGUGUACUGACUGAAUUAUGUUAAUACUGAAGAAAUCUUAAUUCCAAAUGUUUCCCUUGCAGGUUCUGAGGCUUUCCAACACACGUCUAGAGUUAUAGUGUAGACAGCAACUUUGAGGCCCGUUUUUAGCCUUUAUUUGCUUACAUUUUGGAACAUAAAAGUUUGCCAAAUUGGCAACAGUUCACUUUUGCUUUGCACUAUUGGAUGUAAUGACAACUAUCACUGUAUUACUGUUACAAAAGAAUUUGUUAAAACCUGAUUAUUUUCAAGGAAGUUCUGCGGUGCUCCAACCUCUGCUUUAUCUAAUUUAUGAGAAAAGGUCUCCUAAUUAUGAGGCGGUAAGUCAUAUUACAAGAAUACAUACAGAAUUUUAUUUCCCUUUGGGAAAUGCAAUGUGCUUCCGUAGCAUCAUCCAACCUAUAUUUACAUAAACAAAAAUGUCGGGUAUCUAAUAUUAUGCACGGGUAAUACUCCAUCUAUGCAGGGUGUAGAGUUGCCUGCUCAGCUUUUUAAUGGUGCCAAUUCAGAGUGAAUAAAACUUAGCCUAAAGUCUAUAAAGAUUUCUAUUUUGUUCAGUAAGCUAUCAGGUUUUUAUACAGUUUGAGGAGACAUGAAAAACUGCCUCAUUUAUUAUUGAAAAUGUAAUUUAGUAUGAGCUAAGUGUAAAUCAGAAAUUUGGGU
Molecule: messenger RNA, 4951 nt
Organism: Monopterus albus (swamp eel)
Lineage: Eukaryota; Metazoa; Chordata; Actinopteri; Synbranchiformes; Synbranchidae
Gene: usp1
Product: ubiquitin specific peptidase 1
Exons: 9
Coding region: 370-2805 (811 amino acids)
Biological process (GO): protein deubiquitination
Cellular component (GO): nucleus; cytosol
Molecular function (GO): cysteine-type deubiquitinase activity
Source: RefSeq, a predicted model, not a curated record